Sinocyclocheilus rhinocerous is the source of this 1015-nucleotide messenger RNA. RefSeq names its product microfibrillar-associated protein 2-like. The record is from RefSeq and is a predicted model, not a curated record. Gene Ontology annotation, cellular component: microfibril. The transcript has 7 exons. Lineage: Eukaryota; Metazoa; Chordata; Actinopteri; Cypriniformes; Cyprinidae. Bases 120 to 500 code for a protein of 126 amino acids. Gene Ontology annotation, biological process: embryonic eye morphogenesis.
GGAGGGAAGAGAAAGGGAGGGGAAAAGUAAAAGCUAAAGGAUUCUGAAAAACACAAGGAGCCGUAGAGGAUUGGAAAUUUGCCCUGAGCUGUGAUCAGCCCGCGUGAAGACCCCAAAAGAUGGGCAGCUAUCCAGUUUCUGUGCUCUUAUGCUGUUUUUUCUUUGUACUUGUUACUGUCCGAGCACAACAAACUGAACUACAUGACACUGAUGCCACUGCUUUGCCACCACCAGACUGCAGAGAGGAAGCAUACCCCUGCACCAGGAUGUACUCUGUUCAUCGACCGAUGAAGAGAUGCAUUCAUUCACUCUGUCUCUACAGUCUUCCAAGAGUCUAUGUGAUCAACAAAGAAAUCUGUGUAAGAACCGUGUGCCAGCAAGACGAGAUCCUGAUGGCUGAACUCUGUAGAGAGAAAUCGGGUUGGCCAAAACGCCAAAAGAGGACAACUAUGAAACGCUGUCUCCGUGCCAACCCUAAAACCUGGGCAAACAGGGCCUAAAGUCAGAUGGAUGACAAAGGGCAGAGUUUUGGUUCCAACAAAUACAACUGUAAAUUUAAAUGUUGAAUCUAAAAACGUAAACUUGCUACAUUCCUAAAACAAACCUAAGCUGUGGUCCAGUGACCUUCACAAACAUUACUGUUCAUAAUCACUUUAUGUAACUUAUAAUCAUUUUAAUGCUUGAACUUGAAACUGAAAAAAAAGCUUGGUUGAAUGUCUCAGUAUUUUUAAAGACUGUAUUUUAAUAGGAUCACAAAGGGCAUGACAGUCCUCUGGUGCUGAAUGUUAAAGUAGCCCACUGCAUAACCACUAUUUGCUUCAUAUUCUUCUAUUAUACUGUUUAUGUCCACACCAGCCACUGUAAGUAAAAGACGAAAUGCACAACAGCAAAUAAAAAUGUUGAUAUUUUCACUCUCAAAGAUCAGCCUUUCACAGAACUUAUUAAAGCAUUGUGUGGUUAUGUUAAAAUAUGAAUGACUAAUUUACUUUGGACUAUUAUGUUUUAUAUGUUAGGA